Molecule: messenger RNA, 4861 nt
Organism: Perognathus longimembris pacificus (Pacific pocket mouse)
Lineage: Eukaryota; Metazoa; Chordata; Mammalia; Rodentia; Heteromyidae
Gene: Marchf8
Product: membrane associated ring-CH-type finger 8
Exons: 8
Coding region: 387-2084 (565 amino acids)
Biological process (GO): antigen processing and presentation of peptide antigen via MHC class II; immune response; protein polyubiquitination
Cellular component (GO): cytoplasm; lysosome; late endosome membrane
Molecular function (GO): zinc ion binding; ubiquitin protein ligase activity; MHC protein binding
Source: RefSeq, a predicted model, not a curated record
CUUUGUCAGGUUAAGGUAAUCCUACACCUGGUCUGUGUCUCACUGUUCCUAGCCUUGAUCACAUACUCCUGUCCCCUGACUGUGCUCUGCACUGCUAAUGAGGAGGAAAGUUGCCAGGUGGAAGAUGGAAUCAGUGGGGACUAGGACAGAGCUGGAGUCAGAUGUAGCUUUGGGUAGUGGCUGAGCACUGCAGCACACUGAUGGGUGGGUCUGGAGUGGUGGCUGAUGAUUAUAGCUUGUUAAAUGCCUUUUGACAUGGAAGUGAGUGGAUGGUGACAUUUGUGGUCCUUGCACGGAACUGGAAUCAGCUUGAAGCCCAUGGCCCAAAAUGACUCUUCCAGUGGCGACUCCCUUUGGUAAAGAGGGAGACCAGAUUGGAGGCUGGGAUGAGCAUGCCUCUGCACCAGAUCUCUCCAAUUCCUCUCCAGGAUACCACUUCUGCUAAAGUCCACAGAAGCAAGACCAAAGAAAAGGACAGAGGGGAACAGAAUGAGAAAACUUUGGGACGUUCCAUGAGUCAUUCAAGCAGUCUUUCUAAGGCUGGAAGUCCUCCAUCCGCAUCAGCACCGGUCUCUACCUUCUCUCGCACUUCUGUCACACCAUCUAACCAGGACAUCUGCAGUUCCGGUGCAGUGUUUUCUGACUGUUGUCACCACAGUCCCAUGCAGUCUGCUGUUGUCUUGAAAGCACCUCUCUGCCAGAGGUCUCUGACACCAGGGCUCCCUGUGACAGUUGUCUGUAAAGACACAAACUCCUUUGGUUCAGAAUGGGUCCAGGCCUUGAAGCCAAUGAAGAAUUCCAAGGCCAGAAGAACACUGAAGUUCUCGAAGUCAUUAAACGAUGUGGGCAAGAAGAUGCAGGAUGCUUUGGAAAGCUUUGACUAUGUGGAGAAGACAUGUUCUGAAGGAAAACUGGUGCCCCCUCAGCACCCAGGUCUCAGAAAGAAUGGGCUCCGUGCUAAAGAGAAAAGAGCUCUGGCCCUCCUGCCUCUUGGCCAUCCCAAGCAUUCUCAGGUCUCCUCCCUUUCUGCCAGCCAUUCAGCCACCACAGAGGUGGACACCAAUAAGGGCAGCCUGCACACCCCACUCUUAGAAGAGAAAACGGAUGGUGAAUCUGGGUCUCGAAGCCGACGGCGACUCCGGUACCUGUUCUCGCUCUCCCACAGCUCGAGUGCCAGCAGUCUGCACAGGUUCCAUGAGCUGGAGAGUCAUGCCACUCACCUGCAUGCCACCAAGUCCUCCAGUGGGCUGGCAGGGAGCCCUGGCUUCUGCUCUGAUGAGAUGGGAGAUGACGACGUCUUUGAGGACAGCACUUCCAUCACACUGAAGAGCAGGGGCCUGCGGGCACCCCUGUGCUCAGUGGAGAAAGACAGUGACCUGGACUGCCCCUCUCCGCUUUCUGAGAAAUGCCCCCCCAUCUCGCCUGUGUCCAUCUCAGGGGAUGCCUGCAGGAUCUGCCACUGUGAAGGUGAUGAUGAGAAUCCUCUGAUGACGCCUUGCCGCUGCACAGGCAGCCUCCACUUUGUGCACCAGGCCUGCCUGCAGCAGUGGAUCAAGAGCUCAGACACGCGCUGCUGUGAGCUCUGCAAGUAUGAGUUCAUCAUGGAGACAAAGCUGAAGCCUCUGAGGAAAUGGGAGAAGUUGCAGAUGACAGCCAGUGAGCGCAGGAAGAUCAUGUGCUCAGUCACCUUCCAUGUCAUCGCCAUCACCUGUGUCGUUUGGUCCUUGUACGUGCUGAUUGACCGCACCGCGGAGGAGAUCAAGCAGGGCCAGGUAACAGGAAUCCUAGAGUGGCCCUUUUGGACUAAGUUGGUGGUUGUAGCCAUUGGCUUCACCGGAGGACUUCUUUUUAUGUAUGUGCAGUGCAAGGUGUACCUGCAGUUAUGGAAGAGACUCAAGGCUUAUAACAGAGUGAUCUAUGUUCAGAACUGUCCAGAAACAAGCAAAAAGAAUAUUUUUGAAAAACCUGCACUAACAGAGCCCAACUUUGAAAAUAAAGAUGGACGUGGAAUCUGUCGUUCCGACACAAACUCUUCUUCUUGCACAGAGCCUGAAGACACUGGAGCAGACAUCAUUCACGUCUGAUGCUGGAAGGCGCUAUUCCCUUGGACAUACGCGAAGAGCUGAAGGAAUUUGUUUACUGCCAACCAUGUACCUUUCUUGAGUCCUUUAAUAGCAUAGACUAGGCAGGUGACUUACGGUGGCCUCUUUCUUUUUGACCCUCCUUGGCAAGUCUCCUGAAAGUCCUGUGGAACAGACAGCACUGGGCCCCACUUCUGUCUGCUGCUGUAUGCGACAGGAAGGUGAGAGACCCCAUGCUGACACCAUGGCUGAGUUCUGGACCACCCUCUGGAACAGAACAAGGGAGUAAAGGGCCAUGCCAUGAUCAGCAGGGCCCAAAGCUGGCCAUCCCUGCCAGAACCCAGGGCUGGGAAUGUGCAGGGCUGGGUGAGGAGAGUCCCCAUGGACAGGCACUUGCCCCUCUGUUGGCAUUUGAGCAGAUGAGGCCUCACAGCUCAGUGGCACUUGGUUUACUGAGCAAACAGCACUUUAUACAAAAAAAGAAUCUUUAUUUUGUGAUACCUGUGUCUAGUGGGGUUGACACUAAAAAGAGCAUCACACUCAGAAAUGUCCCUUCAUUUCCCUUCUUAGCUCCUUGACAUCAAAGUAGAUCUGGAACCUGUUUUGCCUUAUGUACAUUGAGUAGUGAGAUGUCCUCUCAGUGCCCAGAAAACAGACGUGCUGGUCAGCAGGGCAGAGGUUGACCAUAGCCCAUUGGAUGGCAGCAAUGGAUGCUGAGUAGCAGUGAGCAUGAUUCCUGCUUCCUGUGGCUUUGAGCCUGCUCCAGCUUGCCAUGCAUUGGUUUUGUCAACACUGAAGAAAGUUUUGAGAUAGAGGCAGAAGGAAGAGAAUGAGUGGUUAGGGCAGCCAAGUACUUAGGAAAUGUCCCUUGACAGAUAGCUCUCUACACUGGGAGUCAGCUGUGUGUGGGAAGGCAUCAUGGCAUGGGCACUCACAGGCUGACUCCUACAGGAGCCACAGGACUUGCUGUUGAGGGCUAGGAAGUAGGCAGCUGAUUCUGGUAGGGCCUGGCAUGAGCCACAAACCACCAUGGGCUUCUCUGUCACACUCUGCAACUCACACCAACCCAUUGUCGCCUUAACCACAUACAACAGACAGGAUGGGCCUGGGUCCCACACUCAGUCCAUUCUGUCAUCAGGGAUUACCUUCUGCACCAUUUUUCUUACCACAGACAAAACCAAAAACACUAGCAUCAAAUGGACUUUGCCACUUUAAAAAGCCAGUGUCAGUCCCAGGCAGAUAGUCAACUCCAGAGGGGGCUGUGGGCCUGCCAUGUGACACAAGUGUUCCAGAGCCUCGAGUCUCCUGGGGUGGGGUAGGGUGAUGCCUGGGUAUCCUGCCCGGAAGGGGGUGGAGCAAACACGGAUGGUCUCUUUGCAGCUGCAUAGAGAAGCCCUGUGGUUGGAGAGGCAGGAGGUGGUGGAAGGUCUCUGAGCUGGGGGAGGCUGAGGGAACAGGUCUUGUCUUGCUGCUUCUGGAUCUAACUUGCUGGAAUCACAGGGCCUAUGGGAGCUGUCAGCGUGUCCUCCCUGUGUUCCUGCUCUUAUCUAGUCUGUCCUUGUGCUCACUGUGCCCUAAAGUGCAAUUACCCACAUUCCUUCUCAGCCUGGGGAUACCAGGCAGCUACAGGCUGCCCACUCAGAGGAGCCAAGCCCCAGGCAGCCUUGCCUGUACCCCUUAGGAGCUGCCCUGGCUGGGUUCACAGUCUUGUCCACCUGUCCCUACCCCCCUCCCAACAGUAGAUGAGUUUAAGUAGAGGCCAAGAUCAGUGUGAGUCUCCCCAUGGGGCCCCUCAGGCUGAACUUGAAAGGCACAGAUACUUUCUGUACAGAGGAAAGUGCACUUAGGAGAAGUCCUUGCAGUCUUUCCCCUGGAGGAGGGGGCAGCACCCCUCUUAUGGCCACUAGCCUCUGUGCUUUUGUGGGGCCAUCUGUGCAGUUUUUGUCUCCGUUUGUGUCUGUCUGUAGUGGGAGGAUGGCAUGGGGUCGAACCAAACAGUCCUGGGACAAGGGCUAGGAGGGCUGGUGCUUGUAGGCUAGGCAAAGGGGAAGAAGGAAGCUGUCUCAGGGUGUUACUGCCAGCCCUCCCUCUAGCUUGGUCUUAGUCCCACUGAUGGGCUUCUGACUUUAGCUGCCAGAAGUCAUUUGGGGUGUGUGUCCAACUUUAUUGUAAGAAAGGAUUUUCAGGAAAUGUUGUAAAAGUUCUUUUCCUAUUUUAAACUUGUGUGUCUCCUUCAGUGCUCUCUUCAGUAGUAUAGACCUUGUUUCUAAACCUGUAGGCCUCUUGGUAGCCUUGGGAGGCUCCUGCAAGGGGCUGUGGGGCUGGGCUGCAGGUGAGGAGCAUGCCCCCCAAGGGCAUGGCUGCAUGCGGGUUCCCAUGCAAAGUGCUACCCCCUCUGCAUCUGAUUUGAAAUAUGCAGCUUCCAAGCCUAGCCCACGGCAGGGUGGAAUGUAGGGAACCUAAAGGCAUUUUUUUUUGUUUUGGAAAUAAUUAAAGCUGUCCAGCUGAUGGGUGCACAUUUAGAUCUCAGUGUUUAUAGAAAGUUGGUUGUUAAUAAAAACCAAAUUUACACUGGCAUGUGUGGUGUAGUUCCUAAAAGAGACUUCAUAUUUGAAAUAUUUCUUAGAAAAUUUCUAGUAAUCUAAAUGUCUAGUUUUGUAUCCUUUUGUGUAUGUUCACUGUUUCUCAGUAUUACCACUUGAGUAAUUCUCUGUAUGGGGAGUUGUUGUGCUAUACAAGGGGUGUCUAAUAGCAGCAAUAAAGCCUUUCUUUACAAAGGA